CAGAUGGAACCGCAUAGUGUCGCACUAUAAACUAACAUACAAAAUGGCGGAGAGACGGCGAAGGCGAAGUACGGAAUGUGAAAGUGAAUCAGAACAUGCAGAGCCUGUGUUAUCAGAAUAUGAAAGUACAGCAGAUGAUAGCAGGGAUGUUGAGGAGACAGAAGAAGACAGUGAUGAUUAUGUGACAGAAGACGAGGAAACCGCUGAGGAAGAAGAAGAUGAGACUGGUGAUAAGAAAAAAGAUAUUGACGGAGAGCGGCAGAGUGGCGACGGAGAGGAGCAGCCAAAACUAGACAUUGAUGAGGAUAGGCAGAAUCCAGCUUAUAUUCCUAAACGAGGUGCGUUUUACGAGCAUGACUUGCGAUUGGAUCCAGAUGACGUGGGAAAGGAAGGGGGUGAUCAGCAAAGGGAGGAGAGAAGAGGUAAAGGUAAGCUGUGGAAGGAUGACUCUAAAUGGGCACAUGAUAAAUUUGACCAGUUUGAUCAAAAGCCAAAGUCUAGACAAGAACUGAUUGCCAUGUAUGGCUAUGACAUCACACAACAUGACCAGCCUCCUGAUGAACCUCCGAAAAUGUUUGGAAGAGGGUCAAGGCGUGGUGGUGGUGGCGGGCGGAGGGAUCGUAAGCCUCAGUUUCAAGAUUUUCUACCAGACGACGAUAAAGGAGGUCCUAACUAUCGGUCUAACAAUGACCAGUACAUUGAAGAGACGUACGAUGAUAGAGUUCCCCGUCAGUCUAGCUCUGAUACAACACACAAUAGGGGUGGCCGAGGGAGGAGAGGGCAAAGACGCUCAGAAGGUGGCGCCCCUAGAAGAGGGUACUCUGAUUUAAAGGAGGACAGAUCUCCUAGGAAUAAAGGUUUUUCGGACAGAGGGAGAGAUUCCAGGGAUGGUGACUAUAGAAACAGGGAUAACUAUGGAAAACGAGAGGGUUACGGAAAUAUUGACAACGAAAACUAUGGAAAUAGGGACAAUUAUGGAAAUAGGGAUAGGGACAAUUACGGGAAUAGGGAUAGGGACAAUUACAGAAAUAGGGACAGAGAAAAUUAUGGAAAUAGGGAUAGACAAAAUUAUGGAAAUAGGGAUAGACAAAAUUAUGGAAAUAGGGACAAAGAUAAUUAUGGAAAUAGGGACAGAGAAAAUUAUGAAAAUAGGGAUAAUUAUGGAAAUAGAGAUAGAGAAAAUUAUGGAAAUAGGGACAAAGAUAAUUAUGGAAAUAAGGGGCAGUAUAAUGAAAGUUCCCAAGGGAGAGGGGGUAAGGACUUUCAAGAUCGUUCAGAAAGUAGGGGUGGUUUUAGGGGGAGGGGAAGAGGGGGCUACAAAGAUAACAGGAGAGAAAAUAGGCGAGACAUUGGUAAUCGAGACAAUGUUGACCAACAAAGUGGCCGAUCAAAUCGUGACCAUGCAAGAUAUGACAGGCAGUAUAGUGGGGGAAGAGAUGGGCAAAAUUACGAACGUCAAAAUAGCGGUGGACGGGAUUCUGAAAACCAGUUCAGGAGACAGGGUAGUAACAGACAGUCGUGGAACGAACCGGAUUCACCUCAGCAAGAAAACACCAGGUUUAGAGGCAGCGAUGUUACGGAAAGACCGGCACCGAGGUCAUUUGAAAAACCAACACCUAAGUCAUACUACACCCUCUCGGUCACAGAUGAUGAAAAACUCGGUGAAAUGGAGGAACCGGAAUAUUCUGCGCCUGCUAAAGGAGGGACGGUACAAGAUAUUAAUGUUACUGUUACUGGUGAAAGAAGGUCAUUUAAUAAGGAUCGGCCUCGUCUGCCUCGAUCGCAGGAUUAUGUGCAGCAAAGUUCUGUAGAAGAUAGGCGAGAUGCAGGCCCUUCUCAUGGUCCUCCAAGUUCUAAACAUCAGCCUACAUUGCCACCUCGUCUGCAGCAGCAACAACAACAGCAAGAGCGUAAACGACAAAAACAACAACAACAACCCAUGGUAGAUAAACAGGAUGGCGGUCAAGGGAGAUCAAACAAGCGUUACUCGUCACAGAGACAAAGAGCUGCACCAGAAGGACCGGUAUUUUCAGAGCCCCAGAUUUCACAACCACCACAGCAGAUUGUCACAGCACCUUUACAGCAGCAGUUUCAACCAAACUUCAGUCCACCCAAACCAGCGGGAAGUAUUCAACAAUCGGUUAUAGUAAGACCUAAUAUAGUUCCUCCAAUGACUGCACCACCUCAACAACAGACAGUUGGUAGCCCGACGCUCGUCAUACCUCGUGGCCCUCCACCCCAGAAUAUGAUACCAGUCACUGGCCAAGUACCACCCCCACAGGUCAGACCUCCAAGACCACCACCACCUGCAGGUCCAAAUCCCCAGGGUAUUGUUGCACCACCACCGGUAUUUCCACCGGGUACCCUGCCAACCAGUGCCAUGCCGGCUGUGUCCGUGAUAGCAGCACCGUUGAUAAGUCCUGCAGGCAUAGUUUAUGCCGCACCACCCCCAGCAUAUCAGGUUCCUGUACCUCAGUUCCCUCCAGCCUCACCACAGACACACAAUCCUGGCGAGACAGUUCGAGGAGGGACAACUUACUACUCCCAGACUUCUGGGGGAGGGUCAGCAAGCGCUGGUACCACUUAUUAUUCUCCUGAAAUGCAGCUAGCCAAACUAAACCGGGUUCAAGUUCGAAGACCAAAAGUUCCAUUGCCAAUUGUCAAUCCAGAGGAAGUGAAAAAAUCAUCAGAACAUAAAGAUUUGGAAGGGGAUGAAAGUGAAGACCCAUAUCAAGAAGAACUUAGAGAUGAGUCAGGAGAAGUAGACAAUGAUAAUCUGGACGAUUACGAAGAAGAAUUCACCACAACUGAAGCACCUGUACAAGAAAUUAAAACUGAAUCAACCCAAGAUGAAUUUCAAGAGCCAGAUCAUACAGAUAUUGGACAAGAAGUAGAUAAUGAAGAAAAAUCUAACACUUUGGAAAUGGAAACUAGGUUAUCUGAAAUUAAAUCUGAAGAAAGGACUGAUGAUACUGAUUCUGAAAAGGUUAGGACAGAAAGUUAUGAAACUGAACAAAAUAGUGCUGAGUCAGGUGACCCUGGUCUUCCAGAACCAGAUGUAAGUGAAGAAGUUGUGAGUAGUGAAAAUCCUGGUAGAGACAAUAUAAGUGAAAGUGUAAAAGAAAUUGAAGAGGAUACUAAUACCGGGGAACAGACUGUUACAAAAGAAGAACCUAGUGCAGAAUCUAUAGAACAAGAUAAUGAAAAUACGAAUAAUUUAGAAAAAUCAAGUACGCAAACUAAUGAAGAGGACGAAAACAGAAGUUCAACAUUUGUAGUAAAGACAGAUGUGUUAACACCAACAUUAUCUGUGUCCACGGUAAUACCAGAGGCAGAUACUUCUGGUGAACCGGAAACUGUACUGACUGAAUCGGAAAACAAACCAGAGGUAGAUGUAGCCCAUGCGGAUGCAAGUGCAAUGAAAGUUACUGAAAGCAAUGAAGAAACUGGUUCUGUGACUGAAGAGAACAAAGAAGUGAAUGUUGCUGCAACAAAUGAAGAAAAUGCUGAUGAAAGUGUGGACAGUUUUGAAGAUGCUGUUGAGACUGUUAACUAAGUGUUGUUCCCUAUGCUAGUUUUUUUAUUGUAAUAUAAAGACCUAUCC
Molecule: messenger RNA, 3604 nt
Organism: Ruditapes philippinarum (Manila clam)
Lineage: Eukaryota; Metazoa; Mollusca; Bivalvia; Venerida; Veneridae
Product: protein CASC3-like
Exons: 14
Coding region: 44-3556 (1170 amino acids)
Biological process (GO): mRNA processing
Cellular component (GO): exon-exon junction complex
Molecular function (GO): mRNA binding
Source: RefSeq, a predicted model, not a curated record